Molecule: messenger RNA, 3351 nt
Organism: Nothobranchius furzeri (turquoise killifish)
Lineage: Eukaryota; Metazoa; Chordata; Actinopteri; Cyprinodontiformes; Nothobranchiidae
Gene: sec16b
Product: SEC16 homolog B, endoplasmic reticulum export factor
Biological process (GO): autophagy; COPII vesicle coat assembly; Golgi organization
Cellular component (GO): ER to Golgi transport vesicle membrane; endoplasmic reticulum exit site
Source: RefSeq, a predicted model, not a curated record
ACCUCUGCAACUAACUGUCUGCUGAGCUGAACUAACAUGCUUGUUUUUGAGUCCCACUGUGUGAACUUUAACCCUUUCUUAUCAAGCUGACCUGUAAUCAGCUGUCCUGAGUUUCCCAUGAUGUGGCAGCCGUGGGUGUACUUUGACUGCAUCUGAUGUAAACGUCUGGCGCCAUCAUGGAUCAGAGAAGUCACUACUUGCCUGAUUCUAACCGGCACUCCCACAGACGUCAAGACAGAGAGGUCCACUCCAGGUACGUGCAGCAGGAAUGGGACCAGAACCAUCCUCCACUGGACCCAAGAGACAGAGGUCGACACUGGGGCCAUCCUGAAUCCCAGUACAUGGCUCAUUUUAUGCCUGCCAGAGCUGAGCAGUUUCCUUACAGCUCUCAGCAAUACUCCUACAGCUACGGGUGGCGGGAACAGCCAAGACCUCAGUCCAGGCAUGGUUAUGAAUGGCCUCCCCACGGCCACUGGGACUCCAGAGACAGUUAUGGCCAUAAUGACUACUACAGAAGACAACACGCACAACAGGGUGGUGAACAGUGGGCUGACCCAUACUCUUGGAGAACCAAUGAAAGAACACACAGACAGGAAGGAGCAGAGACUUCAAAUAUGGAGGAGCACAGGUGGGACUACGGCAACAGCAGCUCUCUGCAAUCCUUCAGAGAACAUGAAGAAACUCCCUCCAGAGAUGAUGAGAGUUCCUGCUACUACCCCGGGACCCUGGAGAGGUCCAAAACAUCGGGACUGUCUUCCAGCAGUUAUGAGCUGAGUCAGUACAUGAAUGGAGCUGACCUCGGUGAUUCUGACCCAUGGCCUGCCACCACUUCUGACACAGAACACAAAGCUGCGCGUCAGGUCCCAGCUCCUCUGAAGUUCUCCAUCCCUCAUGCAGUGGUGAGCUUCGGGCCUGCAGGCAAACUCGUGCGAGUCACCCCGCACUUGUCAGCACCAGAAAGUGUCAGCCAGCUGCAGAUCCACAGCAUGGAAGUGAUUCUCAGUGAGACACAGGAACAGCAGGAGAUGAGAAACUUUCCAGGGCCUCUAACCAGGGAGGAUUUGCACAAAGUGGAUGCUAUCGAGUUCGCCCACCAGAAGGCAGAGGCCUGCAUGAGAGACAUAAAGCUACACGAUAAGAGCUCUGCUGCCCUCUUGUGGAAUCUAUUAAUACUUCUCUGUAGACAGAAUGGGCAAAUGGUGGGGUCAGACAUCGCAGAGCUGCUUGUGCAGGAUUUCCGUUCUAAUGGAAACGGGGGCUCAGAUGCACCCACGCUCAUUGACUUUAAUGAGCCUGCGUCUACCGUAGCGCCACCAACUGGAGGAGGUGACCUUCUCACAGGAGACCUGAGCAGCUUUCGCUCCGAGAGCCCAGAAAAAGCCUUGCAGAGCUACACUCAGCUGCUGCUCGGUGGAAGGAAAAAGGAGGCCCUGGAAUCGGCUAUGAUCAACGGCCUGUGGGGCCACGCGCUCUUUCUGGCCAGUAAAAUGGGCAGCAGGUCAUACACCACUGUACUGAACAGGUUUACAAGCCAGCUAGCAGCUAGCGAUCCCUUGCAGACUCUUUUCCAGCUGCUCUCUGGGAGAAUUCCGUCUGUAGCCUUGAGCUGUGCAAAUAAAAAGUGGGGAGACUGGAGGCCCCAUCUGGCUGUAAUGCUCUCCAAUGAGGCAAGAGACCCUGCUGUGCAGCAGAAGGCCAUCAUCACCAUGGGAGACUCACUCGCCUCCAGAGGCCUCAUCCAUGCUGCUCAUGUGUGUUACCUGACAGCCGGAGUUCCCUUUGGGCUGUUUACGAACAACGCAGAGAGACUGGUGCUUCUGGGCAGCAGCCACAGGCAAACGUUUGGAUGCUUUGCCACAAAUUCUGCCAUCCAGUGCACAGAGUUGUACGAGUACAGCCAGGCACUCGGAAGCAAACACUUCACAACACCGUCCCUUCAGGUGUAUAAGUUCCUGUAUGCCUGUCGGUUGUUGGACUUCGGACUUUCCUCUCAGGCCUUUCAUUACUGUGAGGUGGUUGGAGGGGCCCUCCUGAAGCAGAGGGAGCCUGACUUUGUGCUGACAGCAGAGGUCAUUAAGCUGUCGGACAGACUGAGACAUUCAGAGGGUCAGUACGGCGAAACCGUGUUAAGUGGAGCUCUGCGGGAACCAGAGUGGCUGCACAGGUUACGCACACGGCAUGGAAGUUUACAGACAGGAAGUUACGACCGUUUGCAAACACACCAUCUUCCUCUACAGAGUGGCUUUGCCUGUGAGGACAGAGAUGUAUUCCUGGAAUCGGAUUCGGAUGAUUCAAGCUGUCGUGUCCAAGACCCAGAGCCUGAACUCCUUUAUUUUAGAGCCUCUGAGGACCAAGAAAACAUUACUGGUCAAACUGGAGGAAGAACAGAAGAAGUGACAGAAACAGUCUAUAACAGAGAAGCACAGGACUGGCCAGACGCAGAUACUCCAGCACUGAUAGGCUACGCUCCUCCAGUUCUUCCUGUGGCCACAAGCCAAAAUGUCCCAUUUUACAGCGCUGAUAGUGUCAACGUCCAAAGUGCCCUUUCACAUUGUCCUCUCAGUAAUCUGUCAUCAGCUGCUGAUGAGGAAACCUCGUCUUCAGGUCCACAGAUGAUGCUGGAGCUCAACAUCAGUCAAACGAGUCAGCAGGACAUCCCUGCAACUGCAGAGGGAUCCGAAGAGCCCAUUGAGACCCCUAAAGAGAGCCCAAAGACAGGAUGGUUCAGACAAUGGUUUAGAUCUAAAACCAGCGAUGCCCAGAAGGAAACGAUGGAGCAGAAAGCAGCUCAGACAUCGUUGGAUCCCUCCCCCUCGGCUGGCUUCUCUUCUCCCCCUCCACCUGCAGGCCCCCCUCCUGGUGCAUUUCCAUCAGCGCCCUCUGCUGCCGGGAUAAAUCCUUUCUCAAGGAAAGCAGGCCAGCAGCUGGGGUAGGAGCGCUACCUCUAAAGCAGGGCGAUGCCGCUCUGAACCAGAAUUCAGGACUUUCACGAUUUAACCGAGCUUGGAUGGACAACGCUGACGUUCUCGUUCGGGGGGUGCUCUUUCAGGCCCCCUGCAGAGGAGCCACCGUCAGGUUGAAUGUAGGAUACAGAAAUACUUGCAACUCAUAUUCCGCCGACUAAGACAGCUGAGGUGUGCUUCCUAAAAGCUGAUGGUGGGAAAUUUCCAGGAGGUGCAGAACCUAUUUGGGGAGGGGGAUAGCUUUACUCACCGCAGUGACCAUUUUUAUACCAAGGAUGCAGCUAGAGUCAGGGCUCACUCAUGCACCCUAAAUGGAGAUUUCAUUUCCUAACGUGUUUUUUCUUGCUUCCACAAACUUUUAACUAAAAAUAAAAAUCCACAAGCUUCA